AGACCAGACGGACUUGUGCGCAAUUUAACACACGUAAACACGGGAAAAUAUAUUCUAUACAAAUACAAUAUGAAAUAUAAGUGUUUAUAUUUUCAAACAUCUUACAGUUAUUAAAAAAACGUUUUAAAAACAAAAGAAUGUGUAAACUGUAGCAUGAAGUGUAUUAAAAGUUAACAAAAAAGACUCGCAGUGAUAUUUUUUGUCGUAAUUGUCUCGGUGGUUUUGGCCACUGAAGAUUCAAUGACUGAAACAUCAAUAUCUCAGGGAACAACACCACCAGUGAAAUUGGAUAAAACUCUUCGGAGAGCACUUUUGAGGGCUCUAACCGAUUUGGAGACGGAAUCUGCCGAGCAGCAUGCGAGCAACAAUUCAGAAGAAAACCAAACCGAUGAUGAGAAUUUCAAGAAAAAUGAGAGAAAGGAGGAGGAAAAUUUUGGAAAAUCGACAUUUUCGUUUAAUCAUUUCUCCGGAGAUGACGAAACCAGUGAUGAGGAGAAAUUGCAGAAUUCAACUUUUAUUGAAAUUGAAAAAUUCGUCUCUUCUGAUUCUCCAGUUACAUUGAGGACAAUUAUCGAUAAACCGAGACAUUUUAUCAAGGUUACGAAUGCAAUUUCUCCCGCGAACUUGUCAUCGAAGCAAAAGCAGGAUAAGACGACAGAAUUGAGGAAUUUAAAAUCCUCGAGUCCUUCUUCGGCCAACGAAAUUGAAACCGUGACUUUAAAAUCUACAACACAAUUCACAGAGACUCUCAUAAGGAGCGAAAGUAGUGGUAUCGUGGCCGCCAAUGCUCUUGUCGCACCGAGACCAACAGUCCCGAGUCCCACGGUGCAGCCCGCGACAAACACUUCCUCCAGAAAUGCCGCCACCACCACCAAGCCAAACAAGGAAGAUGACGUCGAGGAUGUUAAAAUAUUUCAAGCGCCCCUAGUCGCCGCCUUCACCGUCCAACAGGACGAGAGAGGAAUUCCCAAAAGUGUCGUUCCAAUUUAUCGACCAUCCGGCGACGGUCAAGCACUAACCCUCCAAGAGCAAUUGGACUUCAAGCAAAAAUUACUCGAAAAACAACUCGCCGAUCUUCAGCAGCAACAAAUUCAGCAGACACAAUUUUUACUCAGACAGCAGCAAGCUUACGAAGAACGAGUUCGACAGAAACAGCAACAAGAGAUCUACAGUCAGGAGCAAGCGAGACUCAAGCGUCUUCAGGAGCAAACCAGACUCAAGCAGAUUGACGAGCAGAGACAAAAGCAAUUCGAAGAGCAGAGACAAAAACAAUUCGAAGACCAGAGACAAAAACAAUUCGAAGAGCAGAGACAAAAACAAUUCGAAGAGCAGAGACAAAAACAAUUCGAGGAGCAGAGACAAAAACAAUUCGAAGAACACGUUCGUUUGAAGCAAUUAGAGGAGCAGCGAAUCUAUCAACAACGUCUUCAAUUACAACAACAACAGCACAAUUUUCAUCAACUCCAACAGCAACAAUUGCCGAUUGAACAGAACAAUAUUUUGCCAUUUAAGCAACAGUUGAAGAACAACAAUGUUCGACUUCAGCCAAGUAUUGCUUUGGAAUUACCGCAAAAUAUUCCGGCAAUUCCAUUCCAAUUUCAGGAUCAAUUACGCGUUCAACAACACAGACAACAAUUGCAAUUUCAUCAGCAGCAAAAUUUCCUUCAACCAUUCCAACAGCAACAACUUCCACCGAAGCAACAGCCGCCACAGAAACUCCAGCAACAGGCAUUUGCUCCCUACUCGUCUGAUUUUCAACCACCGAUUGUCCCUCCCACAAGAUUUAAUCGCCAAGAGGGAUUCGGAUCAGUGGGCAAUUUUGGUUUUAACGUAGACAAUGGAUCAUCAAAUAGAAAUACCUUCAACUACAAUUUAAAUCAACAGAGAAGUCCAACAUCAUCGAAUUUCGAUCAAUUCGGACAAUUUCGUCAAGCAAGACAACCAACACCGGCAAAACAAAUACAAAAUCUCCUCUAUCAAUCGGGAAUUGCGAAUGAAUUGCAAAAUGGUAUUCAAGGUUUUCCGGGUUCGCAAGAAGACUUGAAUAUCGUCUCGAAAGUAUUGGCCUUGAACGUGGGUGCGGUACCAUUAAAUACGAACAAUGUUCAAUUCGAUGUCAGUCAACAACGUGCGAUUGCUUAUAAUAGAGCGCCAAGUGUCGCGUGAACUAAAAGGUCCUCAACCUCCAUUUUAUAAGCGAUCCUUUUUUUGCCAAGUCAUGUAAAUUGCUAUACGAGCUGAUGAUAUUAAUAAGGUGAAAUCGAGUUCUCUCUCAUUCUCACUCUCUAGAAAACAUUUAUACAUAUAUGUAUAUUUACCGCUCACGUCGGAGCCACUAUAUGCUCAUCUUAUAUGCUAAGAGUGUCGUUCCGUGCCUUCCAACUAUACUCAGAUGUCUUUUAUGACUUGAGAAUGUCUUCAAGCACUUGCCGACAACUGUAUCCGUGACUGAUUAAUCGACGGCUGAUGUUCUAUUGUAGAAUACGAUCACCGACAAGUGCUCAUCAUUUAAAUUUACCCAAGGCUAUUUUAUAAAACUUAACUGUCAGAAAUAAAACUGCUCAUUGUCAUUUCUUUCAAUGAAUUAUUUUUUUAUAAAUUUAUUUUACUGCUAUUGAUACGGUUUUAAAUCGAGAAAAUUUCGAGCAGAAAAAUUGACUAGCAAUAUUUUUCUUUAAAAAAAAGGGGGAAAGGAUAAACGAGAAAAUUAAAAAUACAGAAUGUACUAAACAAAAAAAUUAAAGAAAUAGAAUCAAUCGAAAAAAUCGAAUUCUAUCAAAACAAAUCAAAAAGAAAAUUAAAAAUAAAGAAGUGUAAUAGUCCAAAUAUUGUAAAAUUCAUUCCUUGACAAAUUUUCUCUUUAGAGAAAAAAGGAAGAUUUUAUUUAAAAAAAACCUGAUAAAAUUCCCUUUUUUUAGAGGAAAAGGAGCAGUUUCUGUUUUAAAAAAGCUGAUGAAGAUGAAGAAUAAAUUUUAAAAAAGUAAAAUAUCUUCUAUAUUAAAUUUCUCUUGGAGAUAAAAAGAAGAUUAAAAAAUCAUUUUAAACUUUAAAGAGAAUAUAAUUUUUUUUCUGUGGCAAAAACUUCCUUUGGGCAUAUGUUUUUCUAGAUGGAAAGCAAUUAAUUCCUUAAACGAAGAGUAAUAAUAUUAAUUAUACGACGUGAUUAUCGGCCACGAAUCAAAGAAGUUUAGUACAGUAGGAAAUAAUCUUGUUGAACUGAAAAAUAAUUUAUAUAGUUACCACACUUGCAAUAUUGUGAGUAAGGUAAAAAAAAGGAGAACUCUUCCAAGAAUGGAAGAUAUACACAAGAGUCGUUUGUUGCGCAAUUGUUAUACAUUAUUGCGACACUAAUUUUGUAUAUAAUGCACGAUCCCAUGUAGCUCUCAUUUCACGUCUAUAUUAUAUACUUGGUCCCUCUAUUUUCUUCCAAUUCAAAUUGCCUGGUUUAUUACUAAUUAGACUGACAGUAAUUUUACCUACUAGAGAAAUGGGCAAUAAUACACAAAGCAAACAUUUUCAAUCAGCGAAUUUUUUUUUCUUCUUUGAUGAGACUAUUUUCUUUUCUUUCUUUUUCUUUUUUUCUUUUUUUUUUGUUUUAUUGUGGUCAUAACUUCCAAUGAAAGUUUAUGUAAAAAAAUGUUACAAUUCUUAUAUAAUAUACACUUUAGUUUCUUCUUAAUUAUAAAGAAAAAAAUAUUUUAACUUUAAAAGAUAGUAUUUUUUUUAAUUGAUUUCAAUUAAACAAUUUUGAACAGUUUCCGUUUUGUCUUGUAAUGAUAAAUUUCUUUUUUACUUUUCAAUAC
Messenger RNA from Leptopilina heterotoma, 3803 nucleotides. Its product is annotated as transcription activator MSS11-like. Bases 241 to 2166 code for a protein of 641 amino acids. The record is from RefSeq and is a predicted model, not a curated record. The transcript has 4 exons. Lineage: Eukaryota; Metazoa; Arthropoda; Insecta; Hymenoptera; Figitidae.